ACGCAUGCGUGGCGCGUAGUGACGCCUUUUGGGUAACUUUCAUGCGUGAGCUGCUGAUUCCCAGCCGGCGGCAUCAAGCAGCGGUGUCUCCCGGCCGUGUGUCCGUACUGUACCGCGCUGUACACGCCCGAACUGAUCCCCGGGAUCCUUUACCUCGGAGCAGUAUGACCAUCAAUGAAAGCCACCAGAGAUUCCUGCAGGUGCUAAUGUCCCAUGGUAUAUUGGAGGACUCUGCAACAAGGGCGCUGCAUAAGCAUUGCUGUGAUGUGCACAAAGUUCACUACAUGCACGACAAGUUGGAUGAUUUUGGUGGUGUGAUCAACAACCAUCUGCAGCCUCUGUUCAUGCAGGUUAGGAAAGGAACGGAUGAAAACAGCGGACAAAGAUAUUACGCUCUGGUUAACCUUGCAGAAAAUGAAGUGACAAAAAUGGCUUUGGAUUAUGCCGAGAAUGAGCUGGAAUUAUUUAGAAAGACGAUGGACCUGAUUAUAGACUCUGACAAUGGGUUUGCAUCUUCCACAAAUAUUCUGAACCUCGCUGACCAACUUCAAACCAAGAAAAUAAAAAAGAAGGAGGCCGAGCAACUACUGCAGAGUUUUGUGCAAGAAAAGUGGCUGAUUGAGAAAGAUGGGGAGUACAGCCUACACCUGCGCUGCAUAAUGGAGAUGGAACAUUACAUACAGACAACAUACCAGGACAUAGUCAAAACUUGCAAUAUCUGCCAUAAUAUCGCUAUUCAGGGCCAGAUAUGUGAAAACUGUGGUAUCAAGAUUCACCUGAGCUGUGUGGGGAAGUAUUUCAGAGGUCACGCAGAGCCACGCUGCCCUCAGUGUUCAGACCCGUGGAUGCAGGAAAUUCCACGGUUAUCACAGACGGAUACCCAAAUACCGUCCACAUCCCAGAAGGCACCCCCCAGACCUGGAAGAAGAAACAACGCAUCAGUUGCCACCAGGUCAAGACGAUAGCGAUUACCUGUGAAUGGCACGCACAUGUUAUUAGAAAAUGCUGUAUGAUGUAUCUAGUAGGCAUUUGAAAUACUUUUGUACUGUUUUAAUAUGUUAAACAUUUAUACAAAAAAACUAUUUGCUGUCUGAUACGUCUAGUGUCAGUUUUCUGAAACAAUAUGUACUUUUCAAGAAAACAUCUGUUUAAAAAAGUUGUUUACUAUGUUAUUACACUGUUGCUAUAUAGACCAUUUAUUAAAGAAAAAAAGAUUGAGACCAUGA
Molecule: messenger RNA, 1226 nt
Organism: Pseudophryne corroboree (corroboree frog)
Lineage: Eukaryota; Metazoa; Chordata; Amphibia; Anura; Myobatrachidae
Gene: NSMCE1
Product: NSE1 homolog, SMC5-SMC6 complex component
Exons: 8
Coding region: 42-965 (307 amino acids)
Biological process (GO): double-strand break repair via homologous recombination
Cellular component (GO): nucleus; Smc5-Smc6 complex
Molecular function (GO): ubiquitin-protein transferase activity
Source: RefSeq, a predicted model, not a curated record